Messenger RNA from Melampsora larici-populina 98AG31, 1365 nucleotides. RefSeq lists its product as uncharacterized. The coding region runs from base 1 to 1365 and encodes 454 amino acids. The transcript has 8 exons. NCBI's taxonomy places the organism in Eukaryota, Fungi, Basidiomycota, Pucciniomycetes, Pucciniales, Melampsoraceae. The record is from RefSeq and is a predicted model, not a curated record.
AUGGUCAAGAACCACGUGGGGACAACUCAAGGACGAUUUCGUAAUCUUGCUGUGUAUUUGAAGUUUGAUCAACCCAAUAUCAUCAUUGACAAGAUGACCUUGGAGGACGAGCAUCACGUACAUAACCCACUCUGUCGCCCAGCGGAGCAUGCUUAUCGCACGGACUGUCCACAUGAAUUCUGUCUGCCGAAACGGAAGACUAAGACGGCAGUGGAAGCAUCACCGACGGGACAAUCAUCAACCUCAAUUGAGGCACAAGAGCCGGCUGUGGACGAGUUGAUUGUCCAUAUAAGUAGUUUGGUGUACGAAAUGUAUUCUGAGUGGACUAUGGCAUGGGAGUUUGGAAUCCAAGCUGAGGGAGAAUUUCAGGUCAUUAGUGAAGCUACUGUCACCCCAUGCAGUGACCCAGUCGAAUGGAAGACUAUCACUGUGGGCAAAGCCAUCGACACCCAAAGAUUGAUCAGAGGCCCGGCAUUGUUUUCUGAUGCCGCAUUGGAAUUCACGGUAACGUGGUCUUGUCAAGAAAAAACUCCCCUAUUGAAUGUUCUUCAAAGCAAGUUGAAUGUUCUGGAGACAGCAAUGUCACAAAUGGAGACCACCGUGAUUGAACCUUCCAAGUCUCCCUCGAUUGAUAUUACCCAUUUGGUCUUCCGCUCAAAACACAGAGGAGUUAGCAAACAUAUGUAUGUUCAAAGUCAUAUACUCACACAGUUUGAAUACUUUGAAAGAUGCCACUCAGAAGAAUAUUCUGAGACUCAAAAUAUGGAUCAAGGAAAGCGUAAGAGGGAUGGGACCAAAAGUCUUAGUGAAUUGUUAUACUCAAGCCGGGACAAUUCCGAUGACGGAUGGGAUAGUGAUUCAGACAAUGUCGAGCCCAAGAAGGUGCUUAUAUUGAUACUGAGUGUGAUUGAUCCUUUAGUCGAAGAACGUAUAAAGCCUUUAUUGACUAUGCAAUCUGCGGAACCCGGUCGACCUCGAUCCCUCAAAGAACACAGAGCACGGUGGCCUGAGUGGGCCGAAGCCCACUGCAUCCCUCAUACCGUAGUACCAGGUUUCAAGACUCUGACAAGCGCAAAGAGUAUGUACCGAAUAGCUGACAUGUUGAUUAUUCCCGACCUGAAAGCUAUAUGCCACAAACAAAUAAUUGACUCUCUAGACGUGAAAUCUGUGUUCCGUGAGGUCAAGAGCCCAACUUUUCAGCUUCACCAAGAAUUGCGCGUGGAAGCUUAUAAAUUCACUCGCAACAACUGGAAGGCAUAUGGACCCUUAACCAUCAUUCGAUUUGUAACUAAUCUAUUGCCAGAGGAGGCACGGCUUGUCUUUUUUCACAUCCUCGAUGGCCUUGCUCCUGAAAACCCUUCUUGA